AAUGUGAUCAUUUGGGAGACUCGUCCAGCAUGGUGUCUGGCACGCGGAAAAUUGGAGAUAAAUGUCAGCUAUGCGGAUGAUGGCGGAUAUCUGACCUCCAAAAACCUUGAAAACUGGGAUUUUUCAAAGUAGAAAAUUGCAGAGGCUGAGGGUCUCAGAAGCAUCAGGUCAUGGUGUCCCUGACUAGGAGAGGGUUGGGGUCCCAAGGGAUCUCUGGGCUUCAUGAGGACGGAUGCACUAACACCGGGGGCCUCAUCAGGACCUUCCCAGUAGGGUACCCUCCAGGUUCGAGCUCUCAGGCCCUACAAUGUGAUGAGACGAAACUUUUCUCCUUCUCCUCAGUGAUGCUAAGUGGAUUCCGGGAGCCAGUGAUUCUCAGACUGUUAGAUUCUGUGAAUUGUGGCAGAUAGAGAGGGACUGCCUGCAUUUUCUUCUGUGAAAUAACUUCCAUCCCCCGUCUGUGGGGAGAUGGGCUGCAGAGCUCCCCAUCCCUGGGCAGUAAGAGCAGUGUUGUCCAUAUCAAUUCUAUCUAAGGGGAAACUGAGGCAUGGAGCUCGGCAAAGCCUCUGGAAACCCAACCCUAUUUAGUUUCUUUCCCUGGUGUUUUCCAUCCCAUCAUGUUCACAGAGAGGUAGCUUUGCCUGCUUGGGACACCUCCGUGAUUUAUUUGAGUUUUUUUCCCUUGUUUUUUUUUUUUUCUAACCCUACAUACUUUUGUGUAAAAAACUGUGGUUUCUCAUGAGCUCUGUUAUCUCAUUGAUACCUCUCACCUCUGUGGCGAGGGGAAGAAAUCAUAUUUUCAGAUGACUCGUAAAGGGCAAAGAAAAAACCCAAAAUUUCAAAAUUUCCGUUUAAGUCUCAUAAUCAAGAAGAGGAGAAACAGAGCGAGCGAGAGAGAGAGAGUGCGCAAGAGAGAGAAAAAACUAUGAGAACCCCCCCCACCCCGUGAUUAUCAGCACACACACUCAUCGAAAAAAAAAUUUGGAUUAUUAGAAGAGAGAGAGAGAGGUCUGUGGCUUCCACACCGUGGUUUUUCUUCUCGGUAUAAAAGCAAAGUUGUUUUUGAUAUGUGACAGUUUCCCACCAGCCAGGCUGAUCCUUUUCUGUCGGUCCACUUCACCAAGCCUGCCCUUGGACAAGGACCCAAUGCCCAAUCCCAGGCCAGCCAAGCCCUCGGCCGCUUCCUUGGCACUUGGCCCAUCCCCGGGAGCCUCGCCCAGCUGGAGGGCUGCACCCAAGGCUUCAGACCUGCUUGGGGCCAAGGGCCCGGGGGCAAACUUCCAGAGCCGGGACCUCCGAGGCGGAGCCCAUGCCUCCUCCUCCUCCUCCUCUUUGAACCCCAUGCCACCAUCGCAGCUGCAGCUGCCCACAGUGCCCCUAGUCAUGGUGGCACCCUCUGGGGCACGGCUGGGCCCCUCGCCCCACUUGCAGGCACUCCUCCAGGACAGGCCGCACUUCAUGCACCAGCUGUCAAUGGUGGAUACCCACGCUCGGACCCCCGUGCUGCAGGUACGCCCACUGGACAGCCCAGCUAUGAUCAGCCUGCCGCCACCCACUGCUGCCACCAGCGUCUUCUCCCUCAAGGCCCGGCCCGGACUGCCACCUGGGAUCAACGUGGCCAGCCUGGAGUGGGUGUCCAGGGAGCCCGCGCUGCUCUGCACCUUCCCAAGCCCCAGCACACCCAGGAAAGACAGCACCCUUUCGACCGUGCCCCAGGGCUCCUACUCGCUGCUGGCAAAUGGGGUCUGCAAGUGGCCCGGAUGUGAGAAGGUCUUCGAGGAGCCAGAGGAUUUCCUCAAGCACUGCCAGGCGGACCAUCUCCUAGACGAGAAGGGCAGGGCACAGUGUCUCCUCCAGAGGGAGGUGGUGCAGUCUCUGGAACAGCAGCUAGUGCUGGAGAAGGAGAAGCUGGGCGCUAUGCAGGCCCACCUGGCUGGGAAGAUGGCCCUGACCAAAGCUCCAUCCACGGCGUCAUCCGACAAGGGCUCCUGCUGCACGCCUGUCGCCACUGGCCCAGCCUGGCCCAGCCCCCAAGAGGCCCCCGACGGCCUGUUUGCUGUGAGGAGGCAUCUCUGGGGCAGCCAUGGAAACAGCACGUUCCCAGAGUUCUUCCACAACAUGGACUACUUCAAGUUCCACAACAUGCGGCCCCCCUUCACCUACGCCACCCUCAUCCGCUGGGCCAUCCUGGAGGCUCCCGAGAAGCAGCGGACACUCAACGAGAUCUACCACUGGUUCACACGCAUGUUCGCCUUCUUCAGAAACCACCCCGCCACCUGGAAGAACGCCAUCCGCCACAACCUGAGCCUGCACAAGUGCUUCGUGCGGGUGGAGAGCGAGAAAGGGGCCGUGUGGACCGUGGAUGAAUUCGAGUUCCGCAAGAAGAGGAGUCAGAGGCCCAGCAGGAGUGCCAACCCCACACCCGGCCCCUAACCUCAAAACCACGGAAAGGAGGAAGGAAGGACAGGAGUCGAAAUGGGGGGGUGGAAGUGGCCGGGGGCAGGAGUGACGGGCCCUGUACUUGCCCACAGGGACCAGGCAGUGAGAUGUGCACAGUCUCGCCUGCCAGGGACCCUGCUCCU
Messenger RNA from Ailuropoda melanoleuca (giant panda), 2582 nucleotides. It is a transcript of the gene FOXP3, whose product is annotated as forkhead box P3. Gene Ontology annotation, biological process: regulation of transcription by RNA polymerase II. The transcript has 12 exons. The coding region runs from base 1147 to 2433 and encodes 428 amino acids. Lineage: Eukaryota; Metazoa; Chordata; Mammalia; Carnivora; Ursidae. Gene Ontology annotation, cellular component: nucleus. The record is from RefSeq and is a predicted model, not a curated record. Gene Ontology annotation, molecular function: RNA polymerase II cis-regulatory region sequence-specific DNA binding; DNA-binding transcription repressor activity, RNA polymerase II-specific.